This is a messenger RNA of Ambispora gerdemannii, 527 nucleotides long. The record is from the annotation of a GenBank genome assembly. NCBI's taxonomy places the organism in Eukaryota, Fungi, Glomeromycota, Glomeromycetes, Archaeosporales, Ambisporaceae.
CAAAAAUCAAGGGCAAUGAAUUUUCUGGCAAUCUUUUGAUGAGAGCACCAGAGGACAUUAUUUCAACAGUAAACGGACCUUUGAUUAAAGUAGAACAUAAAAUCAAAGUUAGCAUUUCGUUGAGUGGUGCUAAAGAUAUCGAAAUAGAACAGCCUAUAAUUGUGAGUAAUGUAAUGCCUGCAGAAUUGCAUCAACAGUUGUUACGUGUACAAAAUUUAAUCUCGUCGAAUGCGCAAACACAACUAUUCUAUAAAAAAACGUUGCAUGUAUUACGAAAAAAAGAACUAACAUUUGAUAAUCGUGACAGCAAAAUUGCACUGGAAGCAAUAAGGAUCGAUGGUCUUUCGAUCCAUUCUGGGAUCGAAACGGUCAUUUCAGGACCUUUGAUAAGAGAGAGUAAGAUUAAAGUUGAAGUUUGGUUGAGUGGUUUUAAAGCUAUCGAAAUAGAGCAGUCUGUAAUUUUGAGUAAUGUUAUGCCACCAGAGUUACAUCACCAGUUGUUAUAUGUGGAAAAUUUAACUGUUUAA